Aplosporella prunicola CBS 121167 is the source of this 2133-nucleotide messenger RNA. RefSeq lists its product as uncharacterized. Lineage: Eukaryota; Fungi; Ascomycota; Dothideomycetes; Botryosphaeriales; Aplosporellaceae. Gene Ontology annotation, molecular function: palmitoyltransferase activity; protein binding. The record is from RefSeq and is a predicted model, not a curated record. Gene Ontology annotation, cellular component: Golgi membrane. The transcript is spliced from 4 exons. Gene Ontology annotation, biological process: protein palmitoylation. Bases 1 to 2133 code for a protein of 710 amino acids.
AUGCCCGUCCAGUCGCCGCCGCCCACCCUCCCGAUCGAGGAGGACAUCAUGCAGCUGGCGCGCCUGGGCGAGAUUGGCGCCAUCCAGAAGCUGUUCGACACCGGCAAGUACGAUGCGACUUUCCGCGACGAACAGGGCAUUACGCCUUUACAUUGGGCCGCCAUAAACAACCAUUACGCUCUCUGCCAUUUCCUCAUCACCUCCGGCGCCGACGUCAACGCACGGGGCGGCGAUGCCGUCGCGACUCCCGUCCUGUGGGCCGCAAAGCGCUGCAACUACUACAUCGUCGCUCUUCUCCUCUCCAAGGGCGCGAAUCCGCUUCUCACCGAUGACCAAGGCUUCAACCUCCUCCACAGCGCCACCCUCGAUGGCAACGUCUUCCAGCUCGUCCUACUCCUGCACCAAGACCUCCCGGUGGACAUUGCCGAUGCGCAAGGCCAUACAGCCCUCAUGUGGGCGGCAUACAAGGGCUUCCCUGCCGUCGUGGAAGUUUUGGUGAGGUGGGGCGCAAACGUCUAUGCGAAGGAUGACCAGGGAUUCACGGCGCUACACUGGGCAUUGGUGAAAGGCAGCGUGGGCUGCAUACAGAAGCUAUUGGAGUAUGGCUCCGAUCGGUUCGCAGAGAACUUUGAGGGCAAGACCCCGGCUAUCACGGCGCAGGACAUGAACUCGUCACGGCAGUGGCAGAAGGCUCUCGCGGAUACGGGAUACAAUCCGGACGCCACACCAAAGAACUUUCCGCUGCAGAGCAUCGUCAAGGAUAGGAGGACGUUCCUGAACCGGUUCUUUUUUAUUUGGCCUGCGUUUAUGCUCAUUUGCGGCUUUUACAUUCUCAGUCACAUGGUCAUCUACGUGGCUAUUCCGCUUGCACUGGCUACGGCAUACGUGCUGCAAUGGGUGGCUCAGCAAUUGCUGAGAUGGGCUCCCAGCGACAUGAAACACGUGCACAAGACACCUUUUCUCGCCGGAGUCUUUGCCGGCACCCUCUUCUGGGUCGGCUUCCGCUACAUCACGCAGAUCCUUCCAUGGACAUUCACGACGAACCCUUUGUGGAACAUUCUGUUUAUGAUUUUCUACGGUCUUACAGGAUACUUUUAUUUCACGGCCAUGCUUGCUGAUCCUGGCUACGUACCGAAGGCUUCGUCUCGUUCCCAGCAAAAAGACGUUAUCGACGAGCUCAUUGAGCUGCGCAAGUUUGACGAGCAGAACUUCUGUGUCAACUGCAUGGUCCGUCGACCCGUACGCAGCAAACACUGCAAGCGCUGCAACCGUUGCGUGGCAAAAGAAGACCAUCACUGUCCCUGGGUGGACAACUGCGUGGCCAACAACAACCACCGGCAUUUUGUGCUCUACAUUCUCUUCUUGGAGCUGGGCAUCUUGACGCUUGUGCGGCUGGUGCUGUCGUACCUGGAGAUUGUGCCGGCCCCAACAGGCGAGGUUGAAUGCAGCAUCCUCUCCCCCGAAAUCUGCAAAACGCUGCACAAAGACCCCUUCACCAUCAUCCUGGCGGGUUGGUCGUGUCUCCAGCUCGUGUGGGUGACGAUGCUCCUCGUGGUCCAGCUCCUGCAGAUCGCGCGCGCGCAAACCACCUUUGAAGCCAUGCGCAGCAACCUGCACCACGGAGCCGCAGGGCCGGACGCACUAACCUCGUUCGUAACAACGGGCAGCACGAGCGCAGCGGGCGGGCAACUCGACUCCGCAGGCGCGGGACCAACAGGGCAACCGGGCGCAGCGGGCAGCAACGGCAUGAACGGCAGCAGCGGCGGCAGCGGCGGUGGAGCGCACGCGCGCCGCCACCACCCGCACCAGGCCGGCUGCUGGGAGCAGUGGAAGCGCCUGCUGGGGCUGGACACGUUCAUCGCGACGGCGCUGCACGGCUCCAACGCCGGCGCCGUCAUGGCCGCCCGCCGCGAGAACCCGUAUACGCGCGGCUGCGUGCAGAACUGCCGCGACUUUUGGUGCGAUGCGAAUCCGGUGUUUGGAGGAAGGGAGAACGGCGAGGCGAGUCUGGGCGGCGAGCGCGUUAACUGGGUUAGGUGCUAUGAGCCGCCGCCAAGGAUGCGGCGCGUGCCUGGUGGUGGGGGUGGGGGUGGCGGCGCUUAUGAGGCUGUUGGGGGGGAGGAGGAGGUUUAG